Messenger RNA from Rhagoletis zephyria (snowberry fruit fly), 1032 nucleotides. Its product is annotated as trypsin-1-like. Lineage: Eukaryota; Metazoa; Arthropoda; Insecta; Diptera; Tephritidae. Gene Ontology annotation, molecular function: serine-type endopeptidase activity. The record is from RefSeq and is a predicted model, not a curated record. Gene Ontology annotation, biological process: proteolysis.
AUGGACCCAUUAUUUUGCAGUAUUUGUACAGUCGCGUUUGGAAAACCUACAACUGGCGUCGUCCGUCCAACUAAUAUUAACAAGGCAUCCUAUCAAGUAUCGGUGCGUCUAAAGGUCUACGAACAACUGGGAGGUUAUGGCUAUGGGCACAUCUGUGGUGGAGCUGUCAUAUCAGAGGCGCUUGUAGUCACAGCCGCGCAGUGCACGCUAAACACCGCUGUAUUGCCGCUUACAUACCGCAAUCCCGAUGAGUUUACAUUGGUGAUGGGCUCGAGCUUUCUGCAGGAGAAAAACGCGUAUGUCUUGCAGUAUGAUGUGGAGGCAGUGUUGCCAUUUCCCGCAUUCAAUUCGACGUCGCUUGAGAAUGAUAUAGCGUUGUUGCACAUCAAGGGUUACAUACCCUGGGAAUGGCCUACUGUGCGACCGAUUUCCCUGCAAACCACUGCAGUCCAGCCCAAUACAACGUGCCGCAUUGGUGGUUGGGGAAAGUUGUCGCGGGCAAGUAUUGCUCAUUCAAUGUUAUAUACUUAUAUGUACCUACAUACUAUCUAUGGCUUGAGUAAAGUGUUUUUUUCUUCACAUUCACAGCAACAAAGAGAUAUGUCCGAUGUUUUGCUGAGUGCUCCCAUACCCACUAUCAGCUAUGCGGAAUGUUCGAAAAAUUAUGGUUUUAUACCUGAAGGAAUGCUUUGCGCUGGCUAUGCGCAGGGUGGCGUAGAUGCUUGUGAAGGCAAUGCUGGUGGUCCGCUGGAAUGUUCGGGUCAGCUGGCGGGCAUUGUUUCGUGGGGCAUUGGUUGUGGAUAUGCCGGCUAUCCAGGUGUAUAUACAAACGUCUCCUACUACAGUCAAUGGAUUCAGAAUGUUAAUACUCCAAGUAAUGACAAAAGUGACAAAAGUAUUGCGAUUAGUUCUUUAAAAACUUCAAAACAUACAUGGCUUUGGACUGUGUUUGCAAGUUUAAUGGUGUUAUAAUUAAAAAAAAAUUAUACAGAAUAUACAAAAAAAAAAUGGAAUCUUAAUAAGCUUAGUAAU